This is a messenger RNA of Penicillium canariense, 858 nucleotides long. RefSeq lists its product as uncharacterized. Lineage: Eukaryota; Fungi; Ascomycota; Eurotiomycetes; Eurotiales; Aspergillaceae. Gene Ontology annotation, cellular component: plasma membrane; endoplasmic reticulum membrane. Gene Ontology annotation, biological process: endoplasmic reticulum membrane organization. The coding region runs from base 1 to 858 and encodes 285 amino acids. Gene Ontology annotation, molecular function: FFAT motif binding. The record is from RefSeq and is a predicted model, not a curated record. The transcript is spliced from 7 exons.
AUGUCUAUCGAAGUCGAUCCCCCAGAGCUCGGCUUCAAGCGGCCCUUCAACCAGGAAGUAUGCCAGAUACUGCAUCUGCACAACCCAGGCCAGGAACCCGUGGUCUUCAAGGUUAAGACCACUGCCCCGAAGCACUACUGUGUCCGCCCUAACUCUGGCCGUAUCGAUCCCGGCAAACAAGUUGAUGUUCAAGUCUUGUUGCAGGCAUUAAAGGAGGAACCAGCCCCCGAUGCGAAGUGCAAGGACAAGUUCCUGGUCCAGUCAGUUGCGGUCACUGGCAGUGACAUGGAACAUUCGAAUGUUACCGCCAUUUUCGAGAAAGCAUCUAAGUCCGCAGUGAUUGAGCGCAAGAUUCGCGUGAACUGGCUGCCAUCGGAUUCGGGCCUGUCGUCGCAGCAGUCCAAGGCAAACGACUUGGUUGUGGAGGAGGAACCUCCCGCGUAUACCUCCCCCGGUGGAAACUUUGAGACCCCCGCUCCUGGUUUCGCGAAAAAGAGCUCCGCCGACCAAGCAUCUCCGAUUCCCGCCCCCGAUUUCUCCGAGAAGCCCAUCAAGCCCGAGUCUCCCCCGCAUAGCGAGUCCAACUCCUCCUUUUCAAACGCCAAGGCCACCGUGGCCAGCGUCCUCCCCUCAAGCGACGAACUGAAGUCCCAGCUGGCAGACGCAAAUGCGCAGAUUCAACGCCUCAAGGACCGGAUCGCAGAUCAGGGCUUGCGGCAGCGGAAGACUGGCGGCGAGGCGCCGGCAGCUCCGACAACGAUGCAGCAAUCACACGCCCCGGCUGAGUCCGGGGUGUCUGUUCAAGUCGUGGCCGGGCUGUGCCUGCUCAGCUUCUUGAUCGCGUACUUCUUCUUCUAG